Artibeus jamaicensis (Jamaican fruit-eating bat) is the source of this 948-nucleotide messenger RNA. RefSeq names its product olfactory receptor 1J4. The record is from RefSeq and is a predicted model, not a curated record. The transcript has a single exon. Gene Ontology annotation, biological process: G protein-coupled receptor signaling pathway. Lineage: Eukaryota; Metazoa; Chordata; Mammalia; Chiroptera; Phyllostomidae. Gene Ontology annotation, molecular function: G protein-coupled receptor activity; olfactory receptor activity. Gene Ontology annotation, cellular component: membrane. The coding region runs from base 10 to 948 and encodes 312 amino acids.
AGGAGGACGAUGAUGAAGGACAAUCAGAGCAGUGUGUCUGAGUUCCUCCUCCUGGGGCUGCCCAUCAGGAUAGGUCAGCAAAGUGUGUUCUUCGCCCUGUUCCUGGGCAUGUACCUGACUACAGUGCUGGGAAAUCUGCUCAUCAUCCUGCUCAUCAAGCUGGACUCCCGCCUGCACACACCCAUGUACUUCUUCCUCAGCCACUUGGCCUUCUCUGAUAUUUCUAUGUCAUCUGUCACUGUUCCUAAGAUGCUAAUGAAUAUGCACACACAGCAACAGUGCAUUCCCUAUGUGGGCUGCAUUUCCCAGUUGUAUUUUUUCUUAGUUUUUGGUGGUCUUGACAAUUUACUUCUUGCCAUCAUGGCAUAUGACAGGUAUGUGGCCAUUUGUCACCCUCUACACUACACCACCAUUGUGAAGAAGGAGCUGUGUGUGCUGCUGGUGGCUGGAUCCUGGAUUAUCUCCUGUGGCAACGCCCUCUUGCACACAGUCCUGAUUGUCCAACUGUCCUUCUGUGCAAACAAUGUCAUCACCCACUUCUUCUGUGAACUCAGUGUGCUCCUGAAGCUCAGCUGCUCAGACAUCUCCCUCAAUGAGCUGGUCAUCUUCACUGAAGGAGGAAUGCUUUUAUUUUUGCCUUUGGCUAUUGUUUUGGGCUCAUAUAUUCGUAUAGGAACCAUCAUUCUGAAGGCUCCCUCUACUAAGAGACUCUUGAAAGCCUUUUCUACCUGUGGCUCCCAUCUCCUUGUGGUGUCUUUAUACUUUGGGACACUUGCUGGUGUUUACUUUUUGUCCUCAUCAUGGGAUUCCAAAGAUAUAACUGCUGCAGUUAUGUAUACAGUAGUUACCCCUAUGCUGAACCCCUUCAUCUACAGCCUGAGAAACAGAGGUAUAAAGCAGGCCUUAGAAUGUUUGUCAACUGGGUUAAAGAAUUUAAUAUGUCAGUGA